AUGAUAAAGGUGUCUAUAGACUCACUAAUGAGAUAAGGUAGGGCGGGUCGAGUACAGAUAGUUUGCAUCGUGUACGUGUGUUAGAUAUAAUAAAAGCUGGGUCGCAUGGCCGCUUACAUACCUAAAUUAUUUUCCUUCGACGAAGAACAGGGCCAAUUAAACAAUACAACAGCAAAUUUCUCCCGUCAACGACUCAGGAGGUCUACCAAUCGAAUCUUUCCACGUCUCCUCGUGAUCGUCGUCGUCGUCGCCAUCAUCAUCCGCAUAUCGCUUCACUUCGUCAACGGUCAUCGAGGAGUCAUCAAGUCGGUCGCCGUCUAGCCCGAUCAGAGAAACGCGCCACGACGCAUCGUCUCAUGCCUCGGCGGUGGUAAAAACGAAUGACCCACAGCUCCGCCUCUUCUCUUUGGCGCCGCCAUCGUCCACAGCCUCGUAUGCGAACCGCG
Messenger RNA from Heterobasidion irregulare TC 32-1, 446 nucleotides. RefSeq lists its product as uncharacterized. The transcript has a single exon. Bases 106 to 321 code for a protein of 71 amino acids. The record is from RefSeq and is a predicted model, not a curated record. Lineage: Eukaryota; Fungi; Basidiomycota; Agaricomycetes; Russulales; Bondarzewiaceae.